AGCAGGUCUGCAAAGAGAGACACGAACGAUUCGCGAAAACUGUUGUCCUUUUCGUUUUCGUUUACAUUUUGUACUUUGUUAUGUUCAUUUGAAACUGGAUUUUAAGUUUUAAGUACGGUAACUAGAAGUCUCUUGAUUAAGUCACUGUCCGCAGCGCUGCCGAGGAGCGGCAGAGCGGUGGAGCCAUAACAAAAUUCUCCGGUUACUCUGGUGAAUCAGGAAUGGUGCGAUACCUGUUCUUCUUCAGCUAUUUCGGGACUCGGUAUAGUGGCAUGCAGUCACAGUCUGCUCGUGGAAUGUUUAAUCCGAGAACAGUCACAAUUGCAGACGUUUUUGAGAGAGCUUUAAAAAUCUUGAAGCCCAAAAACAUCCCACUGCUUUAUGUAUCCAGCAGAACGGAUACCGGUGUGCACGCUCUGCGCAGCGCAGCUGCAGCUGAUCUUCAUCAUGAGAAUCCCGGACAGUAUUAUCCAGCCGAAACUUUAGUGUAUGCUCUCAAUCAUUAUUUUUCUGAGCACGGGCAAGACAUCAGGGUGACGAGUGCGCAGAUCGUUCCUGAAACGUUCAAUGUCCGACACGCGCGAAGGAGGACAUACCUUUACCGGUUGGCGGUGAAGUACGAUAUUCCCAACAGUAAACUGCUACCUUUUGUCCCCAGAGGAGCGGUGGCUGCCACGCUUGUACCUUUGGUGGAGUCAAAGACGACCUGGUUCCUAGGACCCCCCUUUGACCACCGGGCGAUGGUAAGUGCGGCACGCCUUUUCCUUGGCCUGCAUGAUUUCCGCACAUUCUCAAAGCCACCGAGAAUAGGCGAUAUACCACGAAAUCCCGUCCGUUUUAUGGAAAUUUGCGACGUAUCUCCUGGCAAGGGGUUUUUGGCGGAACAUGAUCGGCAUCAGGAUGGAAUAGAGUACUGGGAUAUCACUUUCCGGUCUUCGGGCUUCUUGCAAAGACAGGUACAAGAUGCGUAUUCUGCCAGUGUUGGGUUGUUGCCUGUGGAGAAACAGCGGAUCAGAAGAAUGAUUGGAGCACUAGUUGGCGUAGCUAAAGGGCGUAUCCAAGAAAAAGAUAUUCAGGAGAUGUUGAAUACUCCAGAUCCUUACGGAUACCAUAAGGCCUUAACCCAGGCUCCCUCUGAAGGAUUGUUUCUGAAAGACGUGGAGUUUGAUGAUAAAAAUCUCACGUUGCCACCGGAUUAUUUCGACGUUAUUGUGAAACACAAAAAAUCAUAUACCUUCAAGUCCGCUAUCGAAUACGAACGGCUUUUCAGGCUUCUGGAUAGACGACUGGACCAACUUUUAGCUUAAUAAUUUUACAAUUUGGAUGGACACCCGGAUUGGAUAAGAAAGUGGACGUUUUUCUGAAUGUGAUUGUUUUUUGAAGCGUUUCAACUUGUACUCGUAUCGUUAACGGGAAACAAGUUUUCUGUAUUCUUUCUCACGAUCCGCAGUGAUCGGCUCUCCAUGUGAAUUCAGUUACUGAACCUGCUUAAUUUGGGCUUUUUCUGGACAAUGUUAAUAAUUAGAAAAACAUUUUGAAAGAAGGGAAUUUGUAUGGUUAAAAGGAACUAUUAAAUGGUAAAUGAAA
This is a messenger RNA of Paramacrobiotus metropolitanus, 1587 nucleotides long. RefSeq names its product tRNA pseudouridine synthase-like 1. Gene Ontology annotation, molecular function: RNA binding; pseudouridine synthase activity. The transcript is spliced from 7 exons. Bases 222 to 1307 code for a protein of 361 amino acids. Gene Ontology annotation, biological process: tRNA pseudouridine synthesis. The record is from RefSeq and is a predicted model, not a curated record. Lineage: Eukaryota; Metazoa; Tardigrada; Eutardigrada; Parachela; Macrobiotidae.